AGUUGAAGGGUUUUGCGUUUGACAAAGAAAAAGAGACUGAGUUAUUGAUGAGAGAAAAAGAUGAAGCUAUGAAAGCAACAGAACGAGUCGUACGCGAAACAGAUCUGUACGAAAGAAAAUAUUCGAAACAGGUUAUUUAAUCAACAGUCGUUAAAGUCAAGCCUAGUCGUUAUCCUUAGGGCGAGGAUGUCCUUGGCUUCACUUUUCUCAUAGGCCGAAUGACUGAAGUUCUUGCUCCAGUUAAAUAUAUAGAGCUCACUGAACCAUCUUCGUCCCCAGGCCCUCUUGCUCUUCACAACGCGACGUUGGCCUUAGGGCGAGGAUGGCAGUUUUAUAAAAAAAAUGAGUACUUAAUAUGCACUAAUUUUCACAGUAAAUUUUCUUACUACUUCUCCAAAUAAUUAUUCCCAUAUUGAUUUCCGGCAGAUUGAUUCUCUACAAGACGCUCUUAUCCAAUCAAAAGAAGACAAUAAGAAAUUGGCGGGAACACUUGACGCUGUGAUUACGUCACAUACUCAGCUCCAGUCUUCGUGCGAAAGUCUUCAAACUGAACUGGGUAAACGAGAUAGUCGGCUAAUGUGUCUUGAAAAAGAAAGGUGAUGUAUUUUUUUGAAUAUUACUGUGACUGGCUGCAAGAUUAUUUUCCCAGUCAUAUUUCUUGUGGGGGGAGGUGGAUUGUCACCCCCCCCCCCACACACACAUCCCGGGAUUUCUAAUGAUUCGCCCCUUAACCAGUAUUACUGACCAGUGUACUUACUUCUAAUACCCAGAUUAGAGACAGAGACAAAGAUCAUGGAUUUAAAUAGCGAAGUGGAAUUAUUAAAAUCUAAACUAAUGCAUCAAGAUGAAACUGAAUCGAACGAGGUGAACGCUGUUCGUAAAACACUACAAUUGUUAGAAGAAGAUCGAGAGAAGUUACUCAACACUGUAGAACCUUUGAUGAAAACUAACAAAGAUCUUCAGGAAUCUUUGGAAGGAUUGGCGAAUGAAUUAAAACAGAAAAAUAACGAGAUUAAAAAACUACGAGCAUCUUCAGUUAACGUGAAACGGGAGAUGGAAAUAGAGACUGUUGCUAUGGAAACAAAAGUGGAUGACGUGAGAAAGGAAUUUGAUGCAGAGAUGAAGGAAGUGAAGAAGCAUCACAAGAAGGAAAUUUCUAAGGUACGAGCACUGAGCUCUAUUUUUAUCUGGAGCGAGAACUCAAGUUCAAAAAGUGAAGCUAGCUUUCACUGAGUCCCAUUAUUUAUUUUGUGACCGAGUAUUCUGCACAACAGAUGGCUGUUAACCUACAGUUAUCAGAGUGAGAAUGCUAAUUUUUUUAAUUAUAUGUAGUAGUCCUGUAUUUGGUGGCAAAUAAAUAAGAGAGAGGUGUAAUUUUCCUAUAAAUGUGAACAGUUAUGAAAUUAUCCACUAACUGCUGCUUCGCAACGCUUUCUGAGUCCGAGUCAUUUGAAGUGCACCCUUUGCAAUUCAGCACUUAGACGUAUGAAAAGAUGAUUUACCUUGACUACAAAAUCUCCUCAAUAUCAUAUUUUUAUAGUUACGUAAAGAUUUCCAGGAAAUGGUAAAACUUAAAAAUUCUUUGAAAGACGAGAACGUGACGUUGAAAAGUGUGCAAGAGGAAACUGAAACUCGACACAAGAAAUUGAGAGAAAAAUUUAAACAAACUAAACAUGAGUUACAGGAAUGUUUAAAACUGCAUUCCGAGCAACGCACUGAAUUGGAUGCAGCAAGAGACAGAAUUCAUGUAAGAAUAUAUUGUAUUCAAAUUUCUGGAAACUUAGUUCUUCAGAACAACUAACUAACUUUAUUAAUCCUGGAUACCUUUAUGUCAGUUCUCAACUUAUCUUCCUAGAGAUCCAUGUCUAUUGUUCCAGUAUUACUACAGGAGAAAACCUAAACAAUAUACUGAAUAUAGGUCAGUCUAAAAUCUUUAGCUUUGGAGUCCAGUAAGGGUUAUAUCUUGUUGGUUCAGUAUUACUACAGAAGGAAACUGUGCUCAGAAAAACCGCAUGGUGCCAGUUUGGUGCCAACCAUGGGAACUUUACAUGAUUAUAAGUAAACCUUGGAACAACACAGUUGUUAAUACCUUUAGACGAUGAGUCGUGAACUAGCAAUAUUAGAAAAACUCAAGUGGGAAUAUACACAAAAUAACAUGGAACAGGUAAGGUAAUGGCAUUAUACAAGUCAUAUGCUACAAGUGCUGAAAUGAAUUGCAAUUAUCGUGGAAAAUAUCUCGACCAUAUUUGUUCUCUCUUGCUCUAGGCUCGUUCUCUUCAGGAAUUUAUAUCACAGUUGACAGAGCUACAAGAAGAAUUCAGAAACUUAGCUGAAACGCAGCAAGUAACCAGUUUACUUUGCAGGUGA
This is a messenger RNA of Paramuricea clavata, 2367 nucleotides long. The record is from the annotation of a GenBank genome assembly. NCBI's taxonomy places the organism in Eukaryota, Metazoa, Cnidaria, Anthozoa, Malacalcyonacea, Plexauridae.